Lottia gigantea (owl limpet) is the source of this 786-nucleotide messenger RNA. RefSeq lists its product as hypothetical. The record is from RefSeq and is a predicted model, not a curated record. Gene Ontology annotation, biological process: regulation of glutamate receptor signaling pathway. The transcript has 5 exons. Bases 1 to 786 code for a protein of 261 amino acids. Lineage: Eukaryota; Metazoa; Mollusca; Gastropoda; Lottiidae.
AUGCCGCGUGUCAUCUGUAUCAACAUGUUAACUUUUUCCAGAGCGACCAUUGUAAAAGAUUAUAAAACAUUUUGGUUUGGAGUGAAAGCAGUGGUCCAAGCUGAAUCUGCAACUAGUGUUGUUGGUCCGACAUAUCAGUUACCAAAUAUUUCCAACUCUUUCGAAGAUAUAUCUCUAACAGAAUGUGGUGCAUCAAAAGGGUGUUUCCUGCAUCCACCAUCUUGUUCUGGAAAUGAUUGUAACUUGGGGGUGACUUAUAAACAGAACCAGGAUGAGACUUAUUCCUUUGAGAUGUUCGGACCAUCAGAAAGUGGUGCUGGUUGGGUUGGCCUUGCAAUUUCUGAAGAUCGCGUAAUGGGAAGCGAUCAGGCGUUUCUGUGCGCUGUUGUAACUGAUUAUGUUGGUAUUCAGUAUUCAUUCAACCCAGCUAAAUAUACCGUACAGGAAUUAACUCAAGGAUAUUCUGGUGUAGAAACGAAACUGGCUAGUGGUAUGAUCUACUGCAGAUUUACUCGAGAUAGAUUGUCAACUAUUGACUAUAAAGGUCCAGUGACCUUUGACCUUGGCAAAUCCGGGUAUCUUCAUUUAGCUCAUGGUUUGACUUAUGGUGAACUUGGUCAAGCGAAGAAACAUAUUGCUAUUCCAAUAAUAAGUUAUAAAUCAGUCUUUUUGAAUGAUUCUAUUAUUGAAUAUAAUAAGGAAGUAAAUGGAGCCCAAUCUCGAUAUAUACUUAGUCUGAGCGCUGUUGUUUGCGCCGUGUAUACCAUGUGUGUUUUAUCGCUCUAA